Opisthorchis viverrini is the source of this 7061-nucleotide messenger RNA. RefSeq lists its product as hypothetical. Gene Ontology annotation, molecular function: RNA polymerase II cis-regulatory region sequence-specific DNA binding; nuclear receptor activity; zinc ion binding. Bases 277 to 5661 code for a protein of 1794 amino acids. The record is from RefSeq and is a predicted model, not a curated record. Gene Ontology annotation, biological process: regulation of transcription by RNA polymerase II; anatomical structure development; cell differentiation. The transcript has 11 exons. Lineage: Eukaryota; Metazoa; Platyhelminthes; Trematoda; Opisthorchiida; Opisthorchiidae.
CCAUAAUUCCUCGAACAGUCAGUGCUCGUUGUGGCCACUAAUAUUCAGCCUCCAUCAUCCACUCAGUGUGAUAUAGUUUUUAAUUGGAAUUUUAUUCUCCACAUUCAAGGUCAUCUGGCUCGACUGUAAACCGCUCGACAUCCGCACAAACCCAUAAGCAAGGUGAGACCAAACACCUUCCUGCCACUUUGGAAGUCAUUCUGAGCACGUAGAUGUGGACCAUUGGGCCAGUAAAUCGGCGCCCUAUUUUCUGAUUUCUCACGAAUUGCAAAGCGUAUGGCCGCUUCCCAAACCAGCGUUGAUCCGGUUGCUGCUGCCGUAUCCAGUUGGUCACAAACCUUAUCAACAAACCAGGUUAAUACCUCCACCCAACUCAACGUGACAAACGCGAACUCGAACAAUUUCAUAAACACUGUCUCUCUUACUCCUCUAAGUGCUUUCGAUCCGAACAGUAGAACGGGUGGUGUGAUCACGAACGUACUUUUCUCACAAGCAUGCCUGAUGCCAAAACUCGAAGCCGAGAGCAAUAUCGGUUCGUUUCUGACCCAAUCGUCGGGACCUACCAUACUGCAACCACACACUGUCCCCAUUCUAGACGCGGCUCAAACGCUACAGACCGUGUCAAACCAAGGCCUGAGCAACCUCUUGAGCAGUCUUGCAUCAAAUCUAUCUGCUGCCACAACACCAGCCAUUCCUGUUGGUAAGACCUCCAACGCUCAGCUGUUACAACUUCUGCGAAGCGUCGGGUCAUUGCCGGCAAAUUCCGCACCUGCACCUGUCUCUUCCACCGCAAACGAGUUGACCUUGACGUCGGUUGUUCCACAUAAUGCACAUACAGACGGUACUGGUCCUACUCUGCGGAGCCCCACAGCCGUCAACCCAACCAAUGACCGAAAUCCAACCUCUGGCAAUCUGGCAACCGAUGUUUCUGUGGUAAAUAAUUUACCUUCCGGUGGAAACACCGUGUCUGCGACUGUCCAAGAUUUGACCGCAUUGCUUGCCCAGUCGGGGUCGAGUAUGAACGAUUUCCUGUACUGUUUACUUCAAUCUGCUUUACUCAAUCAUGUGCGACCAGAGUCGAAGAAGGAUACAUUUUCCCUGGAUUCUAACACGCUAAUAUCCCUUCUGUCUGGUGCACCAUUGUCCCAAUUGCGUCCCACUUCGAUGAGCAAUGGAACAAGCGGCCUGGAUCUACUCACAACCGGUUUGGACAGUCUGAGUGGCAACAACAACAACAACAACAACAACAACAACAACAGCGGCAGCACAGGCAGCGGCAAUACCAGCACCAACAAUGCCUUGCCCACAGUUUACUUGAGACAAGCUUUGGAAACGCUAGUCCCUCAGAAUAGCACUGUAUCAAACGAGCAAGAUUCGACCGCCGCCAAUGUGGCUGCGCUGGCGGCAAGUUCAAAUGUUCGUGGUCAAUUGUUAGAAAAUUUGAAUAUGGUCUCGGCCUACCAGCAGUUGUCCCGGCUGAACAAUAGCAGCGGUAACAACAUCCGCAAACUACCGAUUCCGUUUGCAAACUGUGCCGGUAUUCCAGUAACCAUGAUACCGGUGAGCAGUGAUUCAUCGUCGCAAGCGGCCACACUGAAUUUGGAGGCGUUGGCACAACUAUCAAGCUCCACAGCCACCACCACGAACAACUCGACCGGCACAACCACAGGCAGUUUAUCGACCGAGUUGAUUUCACAACUUUUGAGUCAGAAUUCCGCGUCAGAUAAUACAACUACCUCGGUCCCGUCUUCCGAUGACAGUCUAUCCAUGGCGCUUCAGAGCUUGCUAAUCAAGCAAUUGUUGGAUGCGACAUCCAGUUCUGCAGUUCAACAAAAACAAUUUACCAUAUCUGGUUCUUCAAAUGACCCAUCCACUGGAUCCGUGUUACCUACCAGUUUUUCAGACUGUCGAAUAAUCUGCGGCCCCAAUCAGUUUCGUUCUGAGACUCUAUCUCAAACGCUCAAUCCAAGUGUGUCGACCAUCAUCCCAGCUGUAUCCAAUACGGUUUCCACGCGCUCCACAUUUGCUCGUCCAUCUAGAAUAUCUCCAUCACCCAUGAGCGCUAACUCAACUACCAUCUCUCAAACUCCUAAUAUUUCUGUGUCUUUUGGUACUUGCUCAACGCCGUCUUCGACGCCCUGUAUCCUUCUGUCGAACGAGGUCACCACUUCGAACGAGCACUCACGGUCGCCGAAUACCUCACUAACUACAUCGAAUAGCUCUAACAAGCUAGAGGGGAUGACCGGUAAGACAGAUGCUGUGGCAAGCGUGGCCGGCGAAGGACAUUCUUGGGAACCUUGUCGAGUAUGCGGUGAUAAGGCCUCAGGUCGACACUAUGGAGUUGUCUCCUGUGAGGGUUGCAAGGGUUUUUUCAAACGUUCCAUUCGUGGACAUGUCAGCUAUGUGUGUAGGAGUGAUCAAAAUUGCCUGGUGAAUAAGGCCUACCGUAAUCGAUGCCAGUAUUGUCGCCUACAGAAGUGUCUUCUUGUGGGUAUGCGUUCCGAGGCGGUACAGAAUGAACGUCGACCGUCCACCGCCUACGAAUUCGGUGGCGGGGGACCAAGUUCCCCGAACAUGUCGGUAAUGGAUACACCCAGUCGAACUCGACUGUUAUUACCUCGACCUUCCUCUGAGUCUUCACAGUUACAGACUCAAGCUAUCAAGCUGGAACCGUCGAUGGACGGAGAGGGUGGGGAAUUUUUGAGCCAUCCGUCCGAGUUGAAUAAUCCGAGAUCGGCGUCGGACGAUAGCCAGACGUACGAGAACUCGCCUGUAGGGUCAUCGCAUACGAACGGGUCACAUACCGCUCCUCAUAUGUAUUCAGGCGAGCCUCAACCGCACGUAGAUGACCAGUUCCACCAAUCCACACCUGCAGUGAGUGUGAUGAAUCCCCUGACUUUCAGCACAAACAAUGAUGCUACAGGCCUAACUCAUCUGGUGACGUUGACUUCCCCGCAGAUGAGCACAACCCAACCCCUCCUUACAUUUUCUGCCGACCAGUUCCCGUCCAUUUCCUUCACCCCUUCCUCGUUGGAUGGCACCCAAGCAUGUCUUCUCUCCCGACUUCCAUUAUCCGGACCCAAAAACGAGCUCCUCACAACUACACCUAGGCAGGAUAACUCCCCAUCCGGUCUGACCAAUUCUCGAGGCCUUGAACUCAGUCAAUCUUUGUCCGACUUAACCCGAUCACUUUCGAAUCUAUCUGGGAUGGAUAUGCAGCGGUCGAUUUCGCCUCUCAGACGUGCGACCUAUUCAUCCCCGAUCUCUGGUUUGACUUGCAAAACACGGGACCCUGCGCUUAUCAACAAGACGCCAUCCGUAGCAGACACACUGGACAAGCUGACCAUUCCAUCAAACAUUGAGCUAACUGAGUUAACAAAGGCCGCACUGAACGCUGUGGUUGGUAAGGAUACCGCGUCAACAAUUACCCUUCCCUCACAAGACCGCAGUCUGGCCGCGUUGUACACCUACUGGUUAAUGACGACAGCCGAGUCACUGAACAACACUGCGGCAACAACACCACAACAACCUCCUAUCAAUCCAGCCAGAGCAACGUUUACUCAUCUGUUGGAACGUCUCGCAUCUGGGUCUGGUGAUAAUUCGAACUUAUUGAGUGGUGAUACCAGUGUGGUCCCAUCACGUCAAGCGACGGCUGCUAUUUCCACACCGUCGCAAGCUCCUUCACAACAAACACAACCUGCAGCACCACCUUUACAGACAAGUCAGCUCGGUCGUAGUGGUCAGGCCGAUACGUUAGAAGCAUUGAUAGCCAUGAUGAUGGGCGUGAACGGCAGUGGUACUGCAACUCUGAGUUUGACCACACCUGGAAACCAAUUGAAAUUAGCACCCGUCGUCCCUACGACAUUGGAGCCGAAGCUGACCUUCAGUUCUCCAAUGUCCGUCACUUUGACAGCUGCGCCAACCGUUUCACCGGUUGUUUCCUCUGUUCCUCCCGCACCACCCAACAGAGCAACCAAUCUACUAAAUCUGCUCGGGAGGCGCUUAUCUGGGGGCACUCCUCCAAACCUGACUGUUACGGAAAGCGCGCGACCUGAAAGACCAUUGUCUACAGGCCUCAAUGUGGGCAGUUGUGUACCCAUCUCCAAUCCAAAUAAGACGGUGGAGAGGCUUGAUGAGCCACCAAUGACGCGGUUGCGCAAACGAAAAGCAGGUGUAUCUUCACCAGAACUCACUGGAUCCCCUCGUCGACCACGAUGGGAGGAACAAAAUGGUGAUGCCGAUGGCAUCGACCAAUCCCUGUAUCCGCCCGGCGUGGAUAACCGCCCCAAUCCUGGUACGCAAUCCCGAGUUGAAUCUCCGGAGCCAAGUGCAGUUACUUCAUUUGAUGGGCCCAUUGUUUGCCAUUCAGCUAUGAACUCCGUGUUCGAGCUCACUCCUGACGUUAUCCGCACUUGCAACCUCAGCCGAUCAACACGUACAUCUAGUGCUAGCGUGUCGAAUGAAUUGGCGUCACGUGUCCUGUUCCUCACAGUCGAUUGGUUGAGCCGCUUCAAAUGCUUGAAACGAUUACCUAUCUGGGCGCAGCGUGAUCUGGUGGCCGUCUCUUGGUCCGAUUUAUUCGUCCUUGGUCUGUGUCAGACGUUUCAACAGCUCAAGCAAUUGGAGAAAGAUGAUCCGCCGGAUUCGAAAGCAGCGUCGAACCACUCUAUUUCCUCACCCGCUAUCGUCCUCAAACCGGAGGCGGAUUGUUCCCCACAGAAAAAACUCUGCCAGCCUAUCACCACGACAGGGAAGUCAGAACUCAACGGAAUUUCCGGUGAUGCCAAGUUGUUGGACUCUUCAGCGGAUCCACCAGAUACCUUUCAUUCAUCGGAUGCCGUGAGACCAUCAAAGGCACCUUCACCGUCAUCCGCCGUGGUCGAGCUGGUUGAUCGGUUACUAGUUCAGUUCGUUGAGGCCAACAUAAGUGCGGAUGAAUACAGCUAUCUACGCUGCAUGGUCGUUCUAGGUUCAGGUCACUUAUGUCUCGGUUUGAGAGAUAUCAAAUUGGCCCAGCAAGUCGCCGAACUUGAGUCACGUGUACUUAGCGAGUUUGCGGAAUUUCUCACAGUUCAGACAAGCGGAAAAGACAGGACAGAUUCCGGUGACAGCCCUACCAAAACCAUGGUACAACGCGGUCUGGUGCUCACUCAGCUUCUGUCUACUCUGCGAUAUUUGGAUCCGAAAGAUUUGGAGGAGGCGUUUUUCUCAAGUCUUCUUGGAUCCGUUUCCAUCGCGCAAGUUAUCCCGUUCCUGCUCCAGAGUGAACAACCUCUGGUCGGAACGUCACCGAUUCUUACUCAAUUACCUUUUCAAGUGAGCAGCUUCCCAUUAACCGGUAUCAAGACAUCGGUAGCCGCGACUAUAACAACCACAACAACUACCGACCCGAUACAAAAGCCAACGGAUCCCGUUCCACUCAGCCGGAUGUCUCCAGAUCAGCUUAGUACUGAUUCAGCAACCGGAUUAAUCGAGUCAUCCUCAUGCGUGUUGGAUAAACUACAGAAAGAACAACAGCAACAACAGAUGGCGAAGGAAUCACCCGUUUCGGCGAUGGACGCAGAAUCAUCUGUACAGGAGCAUUCUUCAUUGCCUAAAAUCUCAAUAGUUGAAGAGGACAGUUCCACGACCAACGGAGUACUAUCAGACGAGAUUGGGUGAUGAGGUAACAGCGUUGAAUUAACAUCCCUCGUCUGUCUGCAAAAAAAAUGCAACAAGUGCCAGACUGCGGGAGCCCCCAGGGUUACCUUGUCUUUCGUAUUUCCUGGCAUCACUCCAAGCGCCUUCAAAGACAGCGCCAUUUUUGUCGUGCCAUCUACUCUCCGGCAUGAACGGCGACAGAGGAUUCGGUUCACUACUCAUAUCUCGUCCCUCGUGACCAUUCCAGAAUACUAAAUAUGCAUUGAAACGCAUAGUUGUCCAGCCUUUGUCUCAGAUCUCGUCAUUAUCCAGACUGGAGCACGUGAGUAUCUUGGCGACAGUGCUCCCUUUCAGUUUCUGUGUUUGUGAUGAGUUCCAUAUCAUGUGCACUUGUUAUAUAAGAUCCAUACACUACCCUUCCUCCCCUUUGUCACCAGCGUGUCUGUGUGCGCGCCUCAGGUACAUGUGACCGAAACCUUUGGUUCCACUUCCCAGCCGUUGAGCAGUUUAGCUGUUUAAUUACCCUCAUGUUUAAACGACCUUACCGUAUCAGUUCACGUCCCGACAUGCUCCCUAGCCUCGAAUUAGUCAUUCCUGUUCUCUUUUUGAAUUUGGUGAACUGACGUUCUUCCUGAGAUUCUUGCUGAUCCAUUGACCUCCUGUUGUUACGUAAUGAUGUGUAUGAUUUACGUUUGUUUUUGAUGCGAAAACUUAGAGACAAACCUCUCUCUCACGAGAAUCAUGUGCACAAAUAGCCGUCCCUGCCCCUCCGCGGACGUUGCUUUCUUGUUUUUCGGCAAACUGACUUCGUAUCCCUCCCUACACUUGUUUUUGCUGACAUCCUGAGCGCCAUUAUGGGAUUUUGUGAUUACAACCUCUUUCUGGACGUUGGCUUCAACAACCGUUGUUUAACCACCAGUACAAUGCCAUAUUCUUUUAUCGAUGUUGUUUUCCUAUGCACGACCAACCCCUCUGUUUUAUCACCAUUGUUUUUUUCAUUUCUACGGUAUCAGCAUUCGCGCGAUAGACAAAGAAGUUAAUGUAUUCAAUUUGGAGGAUGCACGUAUUUGCACCGACUGACAGUUUUCUCUGUCCUUAUACAAGUAUGAGCGAGGUAUUUUUGCCAAAGAACGCAAGGGAUUCGUUCGGGAAAUUCAGUUAUUGCACGCUUUCAAGCAUAUCGCUGCCCUACAGCCUCUCGACGGGUCGAUGUUUGUUUUGUGUUCUCAUUUCAUACAGCAGCCGGGGAUGGGUGGCUGGUUUUCGGGCAACGCAUGCAUGGUACUUCAGGUAUCGCUUGUCCAUACUCCCUUCCUUUCAGUGACGCUCUCACCACCACUCGUCACAGGGUAGGCGGUUCUAAUGUUACAGGUAUUGUACAAAUUAUCAUGCAAAUAAACAGCUUCGUUGUUGUCUCUCAU